AUGGCAUCAAGUCAACCUUCGAUACAAUUUAGCGCCUCACGUCGUGCAGAACUCGAUAGUCAAUGUGAUGACCUUCUUAUCUCGGCAUUGAAAGAGCAUGAUAAAUUCCACACUGCGUCCGACUUACAAGACUGGCAAUUAGUUCGUCGCCGUAAUGCUUUGAACGUUUAUCGUCCACGAGUUGCCAUCACUCUACAAGAUCAGCAUUUUCUUUUGGGUAGUGGUAUCGUGCCUGGAACCCUUGACGACACUUUAAAUGGCGUCUACUGUGACACAACGGAAAGUUUACGUAUUUGCAAAACUCUUUUGAGUGAUAAAUUCUUGGAUGGUGCGGUAUUACGCGUUUUUGAAGCGCAUGACCUUCAAGCUCCAGUAAGUUUUGCCGGUAUUAAGUGGUUUAUGAUGCGGGGCAUUUUGGGAACCAGCGGACUAUUGAGUGACCGAGAUGUGCUCACGUAUGAGCGUAUGGGCCACUUUCGAGACCAAAGUGGUCAAUGCUAUGCAUAUCAUAUACUACAAUCAAUUGAUUUACCAGAAUACCCUGCGAAUCGAGAGCGAGGUGUUCAACGUGUGGACCUUUCAUUGUGUUAUCUCUAUCGUCAAUUAACUCCCGAUUGGCUCGGCUCUUUCGUCUUUGGAUACGUCAACUUAAAUACUAAUAUGCCCAUGAGUCUUGCGUCAUUUAUAGCUGCUGAAAAAAUACUAAGUGCAAACAAAUUCCUACGUUGUGCACGUGCUAAAUACUUUUCGGCACUCAUGGUGAAGAGCAUGGAAAUUGAAGUAGAUAAAGAGAGACCUGAAUGUGUUGUGUGUCGAGCUAUGCCUGCCAAGAUUCUUGGCUUGGCACAUAAAAUGUGUAUGGGUUGCCGUCGUCAAGUGUGUUGGAAAUGUCGUGAGCGUCGUCAGGUCUUCCACAUGCAAUUGCGAUCAGGUAAACCAGCAACGGAAUACUUUUGUCACUCUUGUGUGAAUUAUGUCACUGGAAAUGGAUAUGCUCAAACUUGUGCUGGACUGGACGACGUAUAUGAAAGAUUAUGUGGUACACGUAUCAAGUCAUUUCAAUCAAGUGAUGAGGGUACCGAAGAGUAUAACUCGAUGCGCUCAAAGUCGGAUGCGUCCAUGCGACUAUGCACACAGAAAGAAUUUAUCUGUCAGAGUUACAAGUGCAUGGCAAGCAACGAUGCGACGAUUACAUGGAAUGAAGCAGAAUUGCUCGAGAUUACACAAUUUCUCGAAACUUUGAGUAAUCGAUUCCGCCGUCGGGAGCGGCGCAAAUCAGGAUCAAGUCUACAUACAGUAUUACGACAAGGUACACGUUAUCGAUUUUUGAGCGAUAACAUAGUGAGCAGCUCGAUCAUUUCUACUGCGCAACAAGAGACACCCCCAGAUUACGACGUUCAAUACAACAACUUCGACAGCCCGUCUUCGUUAAGCAUGUAUAGUGCGGGCGAGAAUCAAUAUUUUGAAGAUGACGCAGACGAAUGUCGGUCACGGAUGGAGCCCAAGCAUUGUGUCAAAUGGACUGUUGUAUAUGAUGAAGAUGUACAAGAAUUUGUAAAGAUUCCUGUCCCUAUAACUCAUUCAACCAGAUCAUCCGAAGUUCAAUUGGAAGACAUUCGGGAAACGAAAAUCAUUCGUAUUGAUGAGCUGGAUUAA
Plasmopara halstedii is the source of this 1656-nucleotide messenger RNA. RefSeq names its product START-like domain. The record is from RefSeq and is a predicted model, not a curated record. Bases 1 to 1656 code for a protein of 551 amino acids. The transcript has a single exon. NCBI's taxonomy places the organism in Eukaryota, Oomycota, Peronosporomycetes, Peronosporales, Peronosporaceae.